This is a messenger RNA of Ruditapes philippinarum (Manila clam), 4116 nucleotides long. RefSeq names its product N-acetyltransferase ESCO1-like. Lineage: Eukaryota; Metazoa; Mollusca; Bivalvia; Venerida; Veneridae. The transcript has 10 exons. The record is from RefSeq and is a predicted model, not a curated record. Gene Ontology annotation, molecular function: protein-lysine-acetyltransferase activity. Gene Ontology annotation, biological process: mitotic sister chromatid cohesion. The coding region runs from base 156 to 2270 and encodes 704 amino acids. Gene Ontology annotation, cellular component: chromatin; nucleus.
ACGUAAACGGCGCAAAUUUAUUUGUUUCUCCGCAAUUAUGUCCUGUUUAAUAAUUUCAGCCAAUCAGAAUGUUGGAUUGUUUCAUGAGCAAUAUGGCGCCAAAUUAAGAUUGCGGGAAUUGGAGAAAAUUAGGAGAAUUGAUUUACAUCAUCACCAUGGAGACAAGACAUCAAAGGAAGAGAAGUUUGCACAGCUCUCCCUGCAAAAAAGCAAGAAUGGAGCUUGACUUUGGACAGAAUACACCUUCACCAAAAAGAAUCAAACUCCAUGCAGUGAUACCACCUGAAAAGGAUAGCGCUGAACUUGAUGCAGAUUCUUUUACAAUCAAAUCUUUUUAUGGUAAACGUGAGAAGAUUCACUUCCCCCAUUCUCCUGGCAGGAGAAAGGCAGUGGAUAAAGUUUUAGAGAAAUUAUCUGAUGAAAAUACGGAUUCGGAAAAUGAAAGACUUGCCCUGAGGAAAAGGGAUGGUAAAAACAGAAAGGGGGAACUUAAAAAUCAAGACAUGUCAAAGUUUGAGUUCCAUUCAUCAGACUCUGGUGAUACUGAAACUGAAGAUAAAUCGAGGCCAGUCUUAAAGCAGAAAAACAUUGGGAGCAAUAAAAAAGUUCCAUUAAAUGUUACGAAAGUUAAGAAAACUCCAAAAAGUAAUUCCAACCAGAAAGUGUUGGCUAAAUCAACAGGUAAAAUACCAAAUAAGGUAGAUAAAAGUUUAGAACAAGAAAGGACACCUAUGACCACCGGGAAGAAAUUCUUUAAAAAUCGAUCCCCUGCUUCAGCGGAUAAAUGUUUUGGUAAUUUAGUGAUUAAGAAAGGUUUUGAGUUAAAGUUUUACCCAAAGAGAUUAGACUUAUCCAAAACAGGCAGCAAUAAGCCAAAAAGUGCAAGUAAAAAGGAGAAGGCAAAGCCUAAACCUGUGGAAAAGGUAAAAGCUAACAAGGCUAAGUGUUUCCACAAAGAUUCAGUUUUCUUUGUUGAAGAUAACUUUAAGCUUGAUGGAACUGAGGUUAUUGAUUCUACUGAAACUCUGGACACAUCAAGAAAAACAGUUGUAUCUUCUUCUGCAGAGGAGGUUGUGAAUGAGAAACUAGAUUCCGGUAUUGAAACUGCAAAUUCAAAUGACUUAUUCAGUUCACCUGAUACUGUGGCUACAGAUACUAGACAGUUAGAUAACAUAGUAAAAGAAUCUGAUGAAUGUUUGACUGAUGAACCAGAAAAAAGUUCUGAAGUUUCAAGCGAAACAAUGAGUCUCAUAGGUGUCGGUUCGGAAGAUUUAUUCUCCAGUAGUGGUCGGAGCACACCGGUCAAUGUCAUAAGUGGAGAAUGUACUCCAUCAGAGCUAACACCACUACAGAGUUGUAAUGGAUCUCCAACAGGGUCAAGUGAGGAAAGUUCUUUGGUGUCAGGAACAGAUGGCUCAAGUAAAGUCAAGCUUUUCCCAAUAUUUAUGAAGAAAUCACCUUCAAGUUCUAGUCAGUUAAGCAAGCUCAAGGGAAAUUCUCCACGAGGUACAAGGUCACCAGGAGGGUCAAGUGUGAAUUCACCAUUGCUGAAAUAUGUGAAGAGCAAAGACAGCAAGGAGCAAAUGAUUAUUGAUGCUGGUCAGAAAAAGUUUGGAGCUACACAGUGUGAAGUGUGUGGGAUGGUGUAUACAAUGUGCGAGCCCGCAGACGAGGGGAUGCACGUAAAGUUCCACCAGAGCUUACUCAAUGCUCUCAAAUUUCCUGGUUGGAAGAAGGAACAUGUGGUACAAGAAUUUAUGGAUACAGGCAGCCGUAUCAUAAUGAUCACAACAGAGAGCCCCAAAUAUGCUAUAAAAAAGGUUGAAGAGAUUAACAAGGUGAUGGGUGAAGAACUUGGCUUUCCAGAACCCAACCUGACUUUUAGAUCAUCAUAUAAGGCAUUUAUAUUUGUGUCGGAGGAGAAGAAGAUAGAAGGUUGUUGUGUCGUGGAACCAGUGAGAGAGGGUUAUAGAGUGUUACCAGACACACAAGCUAGUCAGUCCUCUCAGAAUCACCCCGGACAUCGACCAUGGUGUUGUAGCGACGAGGCGGAGCCAGUACAGAUCGGUAUAAGUCGUAUCUGGGUGUACAGUCAAGCUAGGAGGAAAGGCAUUGCUACCAAACUACUAGACUGUGUUAGACAAUGGUCUAUAUAUGGAACUGUGAUACCAAAACACAAGGUGGCCUUCUCUGACCCUACACCGGACGGAAAACUUCUAGCCACAAGAUACAUCGGCACACCGACUUUCCUCGUUUACAAAUAUCAUUAGCCAUUGUUUUAACUUUCUGGUUACGAGCAAGUCAAGUGAUGUUGUUACUUAUGUGUUUUCGCUGUAACGUAUUAUAACAUGUUGUAAUAGCUAUGGAGUAUUUUUCAUAUUAUUCGAAUAAAAUAGAGAAUAUUGUGAAAAAGUGUGAAAUUCUGAAGGGUUGUAUCUCAGCUCAAGUUUAUUGUAAAUCUCUGAAUUUUUUGUAUCUUCAACAAAAUGACAGAACAUAGUUUAAGAUAAGACAUGUAAUAAGAUAAAUAUGUGAUUUAUAAAAAUAAACAGAAACUCCUUGAAAAAGAGGGGACCGGGUUUAACCCCUCAAAACGUUGGAGAUAGAAAAGUUUGUGUAGUAGAUAAAUAUUCAAGAAAAUGGUCACAAUAGUGAUGAGAUAUUGUUUCUACGUAGCUUUAAACUUGCAUUUUCUAAAUGUUAUAGUGAGUUCAAUGAUAUUAGGACAAGAUAGAUAUUAUUAAUGGUUACUUGUACAAUAAUCAAUAUUACUAGUAUCGCACACACAUUUUUUUCCCCAGUGUUAAGUUUGAUCCUAAUAGUUAUUGAAUAGGUUUUAGCGCUAAAACAUAUUUCACAAUGAACACAAAAGAUGAAGAAACAUCUACAUAGCCUCUUUGAAAUAUUUGUAAAUUUCUUUCUAAUACAAAGUUUUGGUCAUUUUGACAAUUGAGGGAUUAUCAAAUCUUUGGAUUCAGGUGGCUUACAGAACGUCCAUGGUUCUACUCAAAAGCCAGUUUGUCCCUAUUAUAAUGUUCCAAGGGAGGUCUUCCUCCACCAGUAAAGCCGGAAAGUCGCCUUAUGACCUCUACUGUGUUGAUGCAACAUCAAAUCCAAUCUAAAUAAGAAAAACACAAUUUUUGCUUUUAUACAUUUGCGAUUGAUCAUUUGUGUGCUAGUAAAACACACAAAAUUUCCCAACAUUAAAUAAUAUUUGCAGUAAUGGACAAUUGAAUGGUAUCUUUUUUACUACCUUCAGUGUAUGAAUUUAUCAAAAUAAUGUGACAAAUUUUUUUACAGAAUUUUGAAACUUGUAUUCAGAAAUUUGUUUGUUUCUGUAUUUGAAAUUUAAUUGCAAUAAACUUAAGAAAUGCAUACAUUUAUGAAUACAAUACUUUGUUCAUUAUUAAUUCAAGUUUAAUUAUUACAUAUACACAAUGUUAAGAGUUUUGCACAAAGAUGUGUCAAUUAAAGACUUAAAGCACUAUAUCGAAUCACAUAUUAUUAUUUUAUGGUGAUAAUGUUAUCUACCAUGAUAUUAAGUUGGAUUGAAUUUUUGUGCAAUUUUGCAAUGAUUUUAAAAGGUUUUUCGAAGACAUUUAUUUCAUUGCACAUCAGAGUAUGUUUUCAAUGAAUGAUAUUCAUUUUUGGUAUGUUAUUUGUUGCGUUAGUUCAGAGGUGAGCUACAGUGAUCAUCAGAUUUAUGUUCACAAGCUUCGUAAUACUUAUUGUGAUAAAUAACAAAACAAUUUAGUGCAUGAAAUAUUUGUAGGAAGCUUCUGUUAACACCCACUUGUCAGCUUCUUAAAUAUGCCAUCUACAUGGUUUGAGGUGGGAAGCUCUGGUGUGGAAAACUGAAGAGCCACCAUGGUUCUCCUGUUUGUUGUAUCCUUUUCUUUUUUUUUUCGUCUUUUUGCCAUCAAAUAAUGGAUUGAUUCUUUUGUUUUAAUUUAGUUACAUUGUUACUGGAAGCCUGAUGUACUGGUUAUUGUUUGUUUAAAUAGAUAUGAGCCGCGUCACAACAAAACCAACAUAGUCUGUUUGCGACCAGCAUGGAUCCAGACCAGCCUGCGCAUCCGCGCAGUCUGAUCAGGAUCCAUACUGUUCGCUUACCAA